AUCUUUAAUCAAAUCUCCAAAUAUUUUUCUUUGUGUAUUUGAAAGUUAAAUACUGAAAUAGUUUUUGAGUUCAUGCAAUAAUUUUUACUCAUCCAUGACUAGUUGAUGUUACUCAAUCACUGAUGUAACACACAGAUACCACAUGCUAUGCAUUUUUCUAUACCUGAUACUCAAGAAUUGAAGGAUGAGAAUGCGGCACCAUAUCAGGCAUUCAACAUUCACAUCAACGGUGUUCUACAUUGCACCCUUCGAUACAGUCAGCUAAGAGAUUUGAAUGAUCAGAUUAGAGAUCAGUUUCCAACAUCGGAAUUAGCUGAUUUUCCCCCGAAGAAAGUUUUUUCACUAAGGGGUGAAAGUUUGAAUGAGAGAAGAGUACAACUUGAAAAAUACAUUCAAAGUGUGGGUCAGAAUCAAGAAAUAUGUGCAUGUGGAACGUUCAGCUCAUUUUUACAUAAAGCUCAACAGGAAACACGGAGAGAGGAAACGAUACCAGUGUCGUUAGAUAUAUUUUUGAUGAAUGGAGCAAAAGUCACAAUUGAUAUUAAUAGCACAGAUCAAACGAAUGAUGUUAUAGAAAAUGUUGCUGCAUGUAUCGGUAUACCUGAUGACUUCACAUAUUAUUUUGGUCUUUAUUUAAUGAAAUCUGAAAAAGAUGGAAAGUUUUCGAUUGUACGAAAACUACAAGACUUCGAAUCUCCCUAUAUAUCCAUGAAAGCAUUGACAGAACGGAGAUCAUAUAAAAUAACAAUCAGAAAAGCAUACUGGGAUCAAGCAUUUGAUGACGAUAUUUUAUCAGAUACAACAACAUUUAAUCUUCUGCAUGUACAGGCUCUCAGCGAUGUUGAAAUGGGCUGGACAAUAUGUCCGAAAGAUAAUUUACAGAGAUUAGAAAGUUUGCAAAAUAGAGGAUCAAAGAGAGAGAUUGACUUUCUAUGGUGUCAGCAACUUGUUCUCCCUGACAGCUCAUUAAUUACAUUCAGAAGUUUAAAAUUGUGUCGAACUCUUCGUCAUUACGGUUAUGUGCAAUUUAAACCAUGCAUCACUGAUUUUCCAAGUGAUAAAAGACGAGUUAUUGUCAGCAUGGGAAAUUAUGAAAUACAUUUCAGGGUUCAACUAGACAAAUCUGAAGUAAAGGAAGCUGCAUUUUCUGUAACAAGGAUAAGAUGCUGGCGGGCAUCAUCGCAAUUCAAAGAAAGUGUAGAGUUAAACCAAAAUAGUCAAGUUGAACAAGAACAUCCAGUUCUUCAAUUAAGUUUUGAAUAUCUUGUCAGUAAAGGAAAUAUGAAAUGGAUUUCUUUGAUUAGUGAUCAGGCAAUAAUGAUGAGCAUGUGUAUAAAAGAUAUGGUUGAUGAAUUACUCAGAAAAAGAAAAGGAGGGAGAAUUAAAAAGCCUUCUGACAGAUCAAAGAGCAAAAUUCGAUUCAAACCUCGAGAUAAAAGCACUGAAGCAUUGUUUGGUCCAGAGAUAAAUGAAACCAGAGAUUCGACAACAAAGAAAAUAUCGGAAAAAAUAGCUUCAGUCAAAUCCUCGACAGGAAAUUCAAAUCCAAGCUCAAAAGACGACAUAUCACCGUUUUUAUCAAACAGCUCAGCUUUUGAAGGAAUAGGAGAUGAUGAUUUAUGAUUUAAUAAAAUCAUAGUAGCAAAUUUUCCACAAUAUGUUCAGUAUUCUAAAAGCUGUUACUACGAUCACAGUCCAAGAAAUGCUCAAAUUUAGUGUAAUGGUUAUUUCUUCAAAAAAAUCAAGUCAUAUCAAUUAGGUGCUUCUUCCUCCUCCGUUAUGCCAUACUUCACACAAAUAAUAGUUUAGAAUUGGAAAAUCAGACCAACAAAAUACUAACAACUCAAUCCUGUUUUUUCAUCUUUAUUCCAAAAUAUAGUAUAUUAUAUUCAUUGUCAAAUCAUCUAUUCCGCUUUUUAUUUUGCUGAAAAUUUACUCAUUUUAUUACUUGUUUGAGUGUGUAGAGAGCAAAGCUUGUUAUUAUUUAGAUUUCAGCUUUUCUAUUUUACAUAGUGCAAAGUUGAGAGCUCUUUCUGCUCAGGUGCUCGAAUCACUGGGUUUCCAUAGAGGUCAAUUUGACAUAUUGAAAUUACCAGUUGGUUCCAGUAAUAACCAACUCAUUGAUCAAUCAAAUUAUAUUCACUCCAUUACCAUAUAUGUCAUCUAUACUUAUACGUUCAGAACAUUGACUGCAUUGGUUCUUUUUCCUAGUGCUUGGGUAUAUUGUAUAUACACUGUGCAUUUCUGUAACAUCUACCUUUUUGGCCUUAGGUGCAGACAUCACGAGACUAAUAAGUCAAGGUGUUUGUUUCUUAUCAUACAACGAAAAGUAGCAAACAAAAAUCAUUAUUGA
Messenger RNA from Styela clava, 2353 nucleotides. The record is from RefSeq and is a predicted model, not a curated record. Lineage: Eukaryota; Metazoa; Chordata; Ascidiacea; Stolidobranchia; Styelidae.